CGAGCUUGACGCUUAUGUUUGGUAACGGCGCCAUAUUUGUGUUGUAAUGUCAAACAAAUGAAAAAAGCCGCCGGUUCCAUUUCACAAUUCUUGUUUUCUCGCUAGUUGUUGCAUUUAUCUUAUUUUAGCGUAAUAAUCACUAUCUAAAAAUGACGAUCGGAAAGAACAAUAAAAUGCAACAGCAUAUUAACUAUAGAGUAAGAGUAAUUUUACAAGAUUCUAGGACGUUCAUAGGAACUUUUAAAGCAUUUGAUAAACACAUGAAUUUAAUACUCGGGGAUUGCGAAGAAUUCAGGAAAAUUAAGUCCAAAAAUAGUAAAACUGCGGACAGAGAAGAAAAGAGAACACUGGGUUUUGUUUUACUGCGAGGAGAAAAUAUAGUAUCUCUUACAAUAGAAGGCCCGCCACCACCAGAAGAAGGCUUACCCCGUGUUCCUCUACCAGGUGCUAUCGGUGGCCCAGGAGCAGGCCGAGCAGCAGGUCGGGGAGCGGGUCCAGGAGGACCUCCUCCUGGUCUUCAAGGACCAGCGAGAGGAGUCGGUGGCCCGUCACAGCAACAUAUGGCACCAGGAUCGAGAGGACAGCUUUCAGCGCCUCCUCAGAUGCGAGGAGGUCCUUUGAUGGGAGGCCCUCCACCGGGUAUGAUGGGAGCACCUCCAGGAAUGGGCCGCGGUGGUCCCGGCAGUCGCGGACCACCAGGAAUGCGCCGUUACUAGUUCUAAGUGAUGUGUAUUUUUAGUGUUAAGAUUGCAGUGCAUUUUGUGAAUACACCAUAAGCAUCAGUAA
Messenger RNA from Papilio machaon (common yellow swallowtail), 786 nucleotides. It is a transcript of the gene SmB, whose product is annotated as small nuclear ribonucleoprotein-associated protein B. NCBI's taxonomy places the organism in Eukaryota, Metazoa, Arthropoda, Insecta, Lepidoptera, Papilionidae. The record is from RefSeq and is a predicted model, not a curated record. Gene Ontology annotation, molecular function: RNA binding. The transcript is spliced from 2 exons. Gene Ontology annotation, biological process: mRNA splicing, via spliceosome. Bases 150 to 716 code for a protein of 188 amino acids. Gene Ontology annotation, cellular component: U1 snRNP; U4 snRNP; U2 snRNP.